AACGGCCGUUUGACCGUCAACACUUCCGUUCGGAAUUUUGCGAAGAAAGUUUGUGUUUUGUGCUCGCAAUAAUGUUCAGAGUCCACAUAUUGGAAUUUUUGAUGAUACUAUUCAUUGUCAGCACUUGUCAAGCCAGAGUAAUAAAUGGAUUAAGACAAGCCAAACUUAGCUUAACGGAUCCGAUGCCAUAUUAUUAUAUUAAUAAUAUCGACGGUCACCCAGGCACAUAUUCGUUCGGCUAUGACAUAUCUGACCCAUCGACUGGUAAUACACAGUUUCGCACAGAAGAGCGCUACCCAAACGGUACGGUUGCGGGGAGCUACGGUUACGUCGACGCGUGGGGGACACCACAGAGGUAUCGGUACAUUGCCGAUGCAAGAGGAUAUAGAAUAACAAAAGAACGACCAUUCAAACCCUACAUACCCCCAUCAACGAUAACUCAAAUUCCGGUAGACUCCUCCAUCACCUGGUCUCGACCGAAAAUAUCAAAUAAGAAGCAAAACAACAUUAACUCUAUCACCAACGAUAUGAAGAUGCCAGAACUAAAUAUUCUAAAAGAUAAAGAUAAUUCUUUUCUUCUACCUCCUAGUUAUUACGUUGAAGAUUAAAUAUGUUAAUUUUAUCAAAUAAAGAAAACAAAAAUGUCAGUUCUAUGUAUAGCUGGCUGUUGGUAUAGUUUUAU
Molecule: messenger RNA, 682 nt
Organism: Hyposmocoma kahamanoa
Lineage: Eukaryota; Metazoa; Arthropoda; Insecta; Lepidoptera; Cosmopterigidae
Gene: CPR147
Exons: 4
Coding region: 72-608 (178 amino acids)
Cellular component (GO): chitin-based extracellular matrix
Molecular function (GO): structural constituent of chitin-based larval cuticle
Source: RefSeq, a predicted model, not a curated record